AUGUCAACCGAAAGGGAAAAAACAGAUUUUCCACAAACACUUAUUGGUAAUAGUGAUAAGUUAAGACGGUUCAAUCCAAAAUGGUACACAGAAAAGCAUGGAAAUUGGUUGGAAUAUAAUGUCAAAGCGGAUAGAGUGUAUUGCUUAUAUUGUUACUUAUUCAAAGAAAGUGGACAAAAAGAUGCAUUUGCGAGUGAGGGGGUACAAUGUUGGCAUAGGAAAGAAGAAAGAUUCGAAAUUCAUGUUGGUAAAAGUAAUAGUUUUCACAACAGGGCGGUUCAAAAAGGAGAAGACUUACUUAAAGAAGCCCAAUCUAUACCAGCGGUUCAAAAAAAACCCGAGCAAAACAAAGAAUAUAGAAUCCGAUUAAGUACUUCGGUUAUACUCGCUAAAGGAUUGUUGAAUGGCGGAUUACCUUUUCGGGGUCAUGAUGAAUCUGAAGCAUCCUUAUAUAGAGGACAUUUCAUAGAGUUUUUAAAAUUGUUCGCACAAAUAAAUGAAGAAAUUGCAAAGUAUAUAUUAAGUAAUGCUCCGAAGAAUUGCCAAAUGACGGCUCCAUCAAUACAAAAAAACAUUUGUAAUUGUUUUGCAGAAGAAGUGUUAAAGAUGAUAUUUGAAGAGCUUGGUGAUGAUGUCUUUUCUUUAUUAGUUGAUGAAUCGAGGGAUAUUUCUAAAAAGGAACAAAUGGCCGUGGUUUUGAGAUUUGUUGAUAAAUUAGGAUUUGUGAAGGAGCGAUAUAUUGGUGUAGUUCAUGUUAUGGAAACAACCGCUUUAUCUCUUAAAUCUGCAAUUGAUGAAUUAUUUGCUCACCGCAAUUUGAGUUUGGGUAGGGUUAGAGGCCAAGGAUAUGACGGUGCAAGCAACAUGUCCAAUUUAAUAAAUGUUGUUGGUGCAUCGUGCAAACGAAUAGAUUUGUUAAGAGAAAGUCAAAGAGAGCUUUUGGCAUUGAAUCCGGAAGUUGUAAUCGGAAGUGGAAAUAAUCAAGAAAUGGCACUUACAAGACCCGGAGAUACACAUUGGAGCUCUUACGAAAAAACACUUCUUCGUUUGCUUACCUUAUAUCCUUGUGUUAUUGAAGUGCUUGAAUAUAUAGAAACUUCGGCAUGGGAACCAAUUCACAAAACUCAAGCAAAUGGACUUCAGUUAUACAUGAAAAGUUUCAAGUUUGUAUUUUAUUUACAUUUGAUGAAACAUAUCUUGGGAGUUACUAACUUAUUGUGUGUCGCUCUUCAAAGAAAGAAUCAAGAUAUUUUGAAUGCAGUUGAGUUGGUUAGAUCAACCAAAGAAGAAUUACAAAGGUAUCGACUUGAAGGCUUUGACUCACUUUUAAAAGAUGUCACAUCCUUUUGUGACAAGUAUGAUAUUGAGAUGAUUAACAUGGAAGAUGAGUAUGUUGACCCGAAAAACAGAAGAAGAAAGACCAACAUCACCAAUCGUCAUCAUUUUGUGGUCAAUAAUUUCAACACGGUUCUCGACAUGCAAAUUCAAGAGCUUGGAAACCGUUUUAACGAGGUAACCACUAACUUGCUUACGUGUAUAAGUUCUUUGAGCCCGCGUGAAAAUUUUAGUUCCUUUAAUAAACUAAACUUGCUAAAGUUGGCCGAAAUGUAUCCGUAUGAUUUUACUUUUGAUGAAAAAGAUAAGCUUAUCGAUGAACUCGGCCACUACAUUUCUAAUAUGAAAAGAGAUAGUCGGUUUGAUAACCUGAAUGGGGUUAGUGAUCUUGCCAAAAGGAUGGUGGAAACAAGGAAACACAUUGAGUAUCAGUUGGUCUAUCGUUUAAUAAAGUUGUCACUAGUUUUACCGGUUGCAACGGCUAGUGUUGAAAGGAGUUUUUCUUCAAUGAAGCUUGUGAAGACAGAAUUGUGUAAUAGGAUUGGUGAUGGAUACAUGAACGAUUCUUGCAUUUGUUACAUUGAAAAGGAGUUCUUACAACAAGUUUCCGUUGAGAGUGUAAUGCAAGGUUUUCAAAAGAUGAAAACUCGUCAUUAA
Messenger RNA from Helianthus annuus (common sunflower), 1992 nucleotides. RefSeq names its product zinc finger MYM-type protein 1-like. NCBI's taxonomy places the organism in Eukaryota, Viridiplantae, Streptophyta, Magnoliopsida, Asterales, Asteraceae. Bases 1 to 1992 code for a protein of 663 amino acids. The record is from RefSeq and is a predicted model, not a curated record. The transcript has 2 exons.